Tyto alba (common barn owl) is the source of this 1523-nucleotide messenger RNA. RefSeq names its product proline-serine-threonine phosphatase interacting protein 2 (gene PSTPIP2). The record is from RefSeq and is a predicted model, not a curated record. Gene Ontology annotation, cellular component: actin filament; cytoplasm; plasma membrane. Lineage: Eukaryota; Metazoa; Chordata; Aves; Strigiformes; Tytonidae. The coding region runs from base 20 to 1024 and encodes 334 amino acids. Gene Ontology annotation, biological process: actin filament polymerization. Gene Ontology annotation, molecular function: actin filament binding. The transcript has 15 exons.
CAGCGGCGGUGGCAGCAGCAUGCGGGAGUCGCGGUUCAGGGACCACUUCUGGAGUACAGAUCUGACGAGCACAGUUGGCUACGACAGCAUCAUUCAACAUCUGAAUGAAAGCAGGAAGAACUGCAAAGAGUUUGAAGACUUUCUGAAGGAAAGGGCAAUUAUAGAAGAAAAAUAUGGCAAAGAGCUCAUUAACUUGUCAAAGAAGAAGCCCUGUGGGCAGACGGAGCUGAACACACUGAAGAGAUCCCUGGAUGUUUUCAAGCAACAGGUAGACAAUGUGGGGCAAGGUCACAUCCAGCUGGCUCAAACCCUUCGGGAGGAAGCAAAGAAGAUGGAAGACUUCAGGGAAAAACAAAAACUGCAUCGGAAAAAGAUAGAGCUGAUAAUGGAGGCGAUUCACAAAAACAGGAAUUUGCAGUACAAGAAGACCAUGGAGGCCAAGCGGCUCUACGAGCAGCGCUGCAGGGAUAAGGAUGAGGCGGAACACGCUGUGCACCGCAACGCAAACCUGGUGACGCAGAAGCAGCAGGAGAAGUUGUUCCUGAAGCUGGCUCAGACAAAAUCAGCUCUGGAGGACUCUGACAGGAGUUACCAGCAGAACGUUAUCACACUGGAGAAGAUCCGGGAAGAAUGGCAGAAAGAGCACAUCAAAGCUUGCGAGUUCUUUGAGACUCAGGAGUGCGAGCGGAUCAACUACUUCCGAAAUGCCCUCUGGCUUCAUGUCAACCAGCUCUCCCAGGACUGUGUCCAGAAUGAUGAGAAAUAUGAGGAAAUCCGCAAGAGUUUAGAAAUGUGCAGUAUUGAGAAGGAUAUUGAUUUUUUUGUAAAUCUGCGCAAAACUGGAAGUUUGGCUCCAGCUCCUGUUGUUUAUGAAAACUACUAUAAUACGCAGAGAAAUGCAACUCCUGUGAGAAGUCCGGUUCCUGUACCUAUAUCAAGGAGGGGACCUCUACCCACCCCGACCAGUGCGCCAGGUGAGCCUGAUUAUGCCACAGUUGACGGCUACAGCUUGAUACAUCACUAAUAGCCACAGUCCUACAGGCAGAAGACACUGUUGGUCUGGCCAGUGUCGCGGAGGUCGUGUUUCCAUUUAUUCACAGCCACACAGAGCUGGUGUUUCUCCGUUUUAAGGAAGUAUUUGAGGACUUUGAUAAUUAUUUGUACAGUCAGAAAGUGCUUACUAAAAAUCUGUGCCUUUGAUCAGCAAACUCCUUGGACGGAUAUCCCAUCUUUGCACUCAGGGGAAGAAAAGGAAUAUAAGCCACAGACCCAGACACAGAGGCUAUCUGCGUCAGAAGUUUUUGAUUUGAACUUCUUCUAAAGUUCAGCCGUCUGGGAGAGGCUGGAGCCUCCCACUCUCCAGAGAGCUAGAAGUCAUACAUGCCAAGGAGAGCACUGUGCAAAGCUUCGGGCAUGCUGCCCUGUGUUUGGGGCAUAUGUAUCCCACUCAGAUCUCAGGUUAUACUUUUGCCUGUUCCUGAAGUCUUUCAUUAAUGGUGAAUAAACUUGUAAUUUAGGUUUCA